AUGUUAUUUAUUGUUGGGCUGGCUCUUUUAUUGUGUGCGAAAGCGUUUCAAAUGGAAAUCCCAGUGAAUGGGUUCAGGUGUGUCACUGAAGAAGUGUUUGAAGGCCAAGUAGUGCAUGGUAUAUAUGGUCUUGCUCCUGGUGCACAGUUGAACGGACGUCAACUUGAGUUUAAAGUAUUUGAUGAUGAAGGAGAGGAGUUGUUAGUGUCAGAAAUUAAAGAGGGAGAAACCAAAAACAAAUAUGCGUUGACACCGGACAACGACGGCGAUUUAGAUUUUUGUUUUGUAGAUACCACUGCUAUGGGCUCUAAAGUUCCUUUAAUGGUGACUUUAGACAUCACCGUGGGGUUUAAUGAUAAACAACAAACACCACUCGCUGGAAAGGACAAAAUCUCUCAUACAGAAGAGAUGGUCGACGACGCACACAAAUCUGCGUAUUACAUCAUCGAGUAUUUACAAGAGUGCCAAAAAAUAGAAUACCACAGAAGAGAUAUUAAUGAGGCUACAAACUCAAGAACAAUGUGGUUCUCAAUUUUGACAAUGAUUAUCGUCGUUUUACUUACAUUGUUCCAAGUAAAUUCCCUCAAAAACUUCUUCUUGAGAAGAAAACUCAUUUAA
Entamoeba invadens IP1 is the source of this 618-nucleotide messenger RNA. Its product is annotated as transmembrane emp24 domain containing protein 10 precursor, putative. Gene Ontology annotation, cellular component: endoplasmic reticulum-Golgi intermediate compartment; Golgi apparatus; COPII-coated ER to Golgi transport vesicle. The coding region runs from base 1 to 618 and encodes 205 amino acids. Lineage: Eukaryota; Evosea; Mastigamoebida; Endamoebidae. The transcript has a single exon. Gene Ontology annotation, biological process: Golgi organization; endoplasmic reticulum to Golgi vesicle-mediated transport; intracellular protein transport. The record is from RefSeq and is a predicted model, not a curated record.